AACGACAGUGUUUGACAAGCGGAACCUUUCCCAGCAACAACAAGAGACGGAGGCUAAAAGCGUCUGCGACGACAGAUGAAUGGCUGAAACACACAAGUGGCCGCUCUUCCAAGCCUCCCGCGAUUGCCGCUUUGAUCUCGCGCAGUGUGACGUCAUGGGCGCACCUGAACGACAUGGCGCUCGUUGAUGACGACAAGUGAGGAAGUCCUCCAGGAGCGUCUCUCAGAAGACUGAGAGCUGAAGUUCCACAAGCCAACUCCAGGUAGACCAUGUCGUCAGGUCUUUGUCAAACGUGGUGAUUCAAUGUAAUGAAACGACCACCCUGGAUGAGUUGACCCCUUGUGUCCUCGCCUCCGGCCGGUUCCCUCAUGAGGAGCCGGAGCUGCUGACCUUCCUUUUCUACAUUCGAACCAGGAUGGCGGUGGCCCCCUCUGCCCCGCAGGUACGGACCUCCGAGCCCCUGAGGAGGGGGACGCCUCUGCCCCUGAGCCAGCUGGUGGAGGAGGAGGGGGGCAGGAGGAGAGCCAGCAUCCCCGACCAUCUCCUGGACUCCAAAAUCUACGCCAAACUAAAGAGCAACAGUCUGAUCGAAGCGGAGCCUCCGGAGCUGCACUUCAGCGGCUUUGAGCUGGGGAAGGAUUCCCUCAAGACUCUGAAACUAAUCAACAUCUCGUCUGAAGUUGUGAAUAUUCAUAUCAUCCCCACUCAGACUAAGCACUUCCAAACAACUUACACCAAAAAGUAUCGACUGAUCCCCGGCCUCGCCUACACGCUGCAGCUCAGCUUCUGUCCCGACGAGUGGCGCUACUUCUACGACUGCGUCCGGGUUCACUGCAAGGGGGAGGAGAACCUGUUAAUUCCAGUUCAUGCCUACCCUGUCAUCGAUGACCUGCACAUCCCUCCUCGUAUCGACCUGUCCUUCGUGCCACUUGGACAAAGUGUUCGCCACGUGAUUCCUCUGAGAUGCAGCUGUCCCAUCGACUUUGAGUUCCAGGUGUAUGUCGUUCAGGCCCACGAGGCCUUCUCCAUCCAUCCUCUCACAGGUGUGAUUCCGGCCAACGGGGAGGUGAAGCUCACGGUGACCUUCAGUCCCCUCCAGUAUGAGACCUGUCAGGUCACCAUGCAACUGGUCGUCUCGCAGUUCAACACCAAACCGUACCUCUGCACCGUCACGGGGAGCUCCGCCCCUCACCCAGCCCUCAGCCAUCUGGACACAAAGUUGGGUCAUGGAGAUGCGGCGCAGGCCGAACGCAAAUGGCCGUCGCCGGCCACCCAGGUUCUUCCUCGAAGUAAAACCAGACACAGGCCAAUCAAGGAGGCUGACAAAUCAAAGACACUGAGGGAUCAGUCUGGACCGAAGCCGCUGGACGUCUCCACCCCUGCGGGGGUUGCAAAGAUGCUGAUCAAAGACACAACUAAACUCAGCUCUAAAGCCCUGAAGGAAGCCUUGUCCUGUGGCGGCAUGGUCCUUCUGCAAAGCAAGCAGAUGAAGGAGGCUCUCUUCAUGAAGAAGGCUCAACAAAACGUGAACGACGAGCAAGCAAACCACCUCAGCUGGCAAGUUCAUCUGGGUAAGGACCCCGUGUCGGGGCAAACCAAGAGGCAGAUGCUGGAGGAGAGAGAGAUCGCGCUGCAUGAAUACAUGGUGAAACGAGGAGAUGUGAGUCAAGAGGAAGAGUUUCCCGCUGGACGACCUAAACUCUCCUCCUCGUGUGUGCUGCUUGAAGCUGGACAGGCCCCGGAGGGAGCCCCGUCCUUCCAGCUGUACUCCAGUUUCCAGUGGGAGCUGAAACAAAGAGCCCUGCGACUCUUCCAGCAGGCAGCACGCAAGGUCGUGAUCCGAUGUCGCAUGAAGCGCAGACUGGCGUGUUGGAAGAAGCUGGCGGACGGCGCGAGGAACAUGCCCCCGGCACACACAGACGGCGAGGAGACGACGUGUGAUGAGGAGAUCUCGCCCGACAAAGUCCUUCCAUUUUCUUUUCCCGUCUUCCCCGAGGAAGAUGAUCCACUGCUGGCUCACAGUGAUUUGGUGGCUGCGCCCGCGGCUCCUGGCGACGUGACUGUGACAACACGUAUUCCUCUCUUCAAGCUCCAAGUUCCUCAGCACUAUAAGCUCAUGGGCUACCGGCCCGUCUCCACCUGGGAGGCGUUUAACUCGUAUAUCCCCACAACUCUGGCCAGGCCACUUCGCACCGGAGCUCCGGUGGGGUUUGGAGCGGCGGAGGCCAAAGCAGAGGAGGAGGAGGAAGCAGUGGAGGCUGCACGUCUCAGCUUCACCGCACCUGGAGAUCUGCUCAGACCUUUUCCUGCAAACCCUCUCCGGAUCUUUAACCCAGCUCCAGGCCUGCAGACCUACAAACCGACCCCUAAAUACCUGGAGAGCGAUCUGGAGUUCCACCUCUGCCCGCUGCCCAGGUACCGAGUCGCCGGGAGCAACUCGUGUGCCUCCGCGACUCAGAGGAAGUUUCUGGAUCGCAAGGAAGUGAUAAAAGGGGUUAUGACAUGGAAGAAUUUCGAUUCCAUCGCCUUGAACUGCGUCUCCAAGCAACCGGCUCUCACCAGUGGCUGUGCCCCGCGCAGGUCUGUGGACUACAGCCCAGAUAUACUUCCACUCUCAGCGCCUCCUCCUCUCACGAGGCUUCCCGAUGACCUGACACCGCUAAUGGACAAAGCGUGUCCGGACGCCGGAGUCCAGCUGACACCAGAGAUGAUCCGAGCUGAGUUUCUCUCCGGAGAAGCCCUGGUCGCCACUAGCAACCUGGCCGGGGGAGCGACAGCCAGGCACCGGGCGGAGCUUCAGACGGAGGCGACCCACAGGUGUGAGUUCAACCAGAUGGGACGGAGAGUGACGACCAGGCUGCAGCAACUCGGCAUCACCGAGGACGCUUCUCGUUCACCAGGAGGAGGCGGCGGCGGCGGCGGCGGCGAGGAGGCAAAACACCACAAACACACUCCCAAAAACUGCACACAGCCGCACGUGCAACUCGAGUAAAUACAAUGUCGCGGGACUACAAGUACACACCACACCUAUAUGAGACUCUAUGUCGUCCGCCUGCCACCUCUGCGUAACAGAAGCCGGUUUCUUUCUCGCCCACCUUCCACGCUCCCACUCAGAAUUCCCAGCGUGCUCUGACAAAAGCCUGGAAAUUCGUUCCGCCUCCGCCCACUCGGAUCCAUACAUGAGCGCAGCUACUGUAAAAUCCCACCAGCAGCUUCACUCUGCAGACGACUGCAUCGAAUAAACACGCUCAAUCAGCA
This is a messenger RNA of Scophthalmus maximus (turbot), 3258 nucleotides long. RefSeq names its product cilia and flagella associated protein 221 (gene cfap221). Gene Ontology annotation, cellular component: cilium. NCBI's taxonomy places the organism in Eukaryota, Metazoa, Chordata, Actinopteri, Pleuronectiformes, Scophthalmidae. Gene Ontology annotation, biological process: cilium movement; cilium assembly. The transcript is spliced from 25 exons. Bases 416 to 2992 code for a protein of 858 amino acids. The record is from RefSeq and is a predicted model, not a curated record.